CGUCGAGUGGUGAUGACGUGUUAACGGAGGGCGCGCGGAUCACACAGUGUAGGACAUGGCUCAGACAGCAGGACUCGGACGGAAAUAUUUGAAAUCCUUCAUGAGCGGAUUCUUUGUGGCCAUUCCUGUCACAGUGACGGUGUUGGAUCGCCUGGCGUACGUUGCGCGUGUGGAAGGCGCGUCCAUGCAGCCUUCGUUGAACCCCGAGGGAUCCUCGUCAUCUGAUGUCGUCCUUCUGAACCGCUGGAGUGUGAGAAACUAUGAGGUGCGGCGCGGGGACAUCGUAUCAGUCGUGUCUCCCAAGAACCCAAAACAGAAGAUCAUCAAGCGAGUUAUUGCUCUCGAGGGAGACUUUAUCAAGACUCUGGGCUAUAAAAACCGUUACAUGAGAGUUCCAGACGGACACCUGUGGAUCGAGGGUGAUCAUCACGGCCACAGCUUUGACAGCAACACCUUUGGACCAGUUUCACUUGGACUCCUCCAUGGCAGAGCAUCUCAUAUUAUAUGGCCUCCGAACCGGUGGCAGAGGAUCAGACCGUGUGUUCCAUCUGCCCGAAGACCUCUGCUCAACUGGGGAGAAUCGAGAGAAGACGACAGCGAUGAUGACAGCGAUAAAAAAUGACUGUUUGGGCAUUUACACAAUAACAAUGACUCUUAUGCAUGUGCAGGAAACGACAGAUUGGCUGAUGACAGUGGUUGAAUCAGUUGCAUUGCAGGUGUGUGUAUGCUGUACGUUUUUUGUUUUUUUUAAUGCAAUUCAAGGGAGAAAAAAUAUAAAGACAUUUAACUGUUUGAUGUGUAAAGCUUAAUUUUAACAAAUAAAUUGGAUAGAUA
Molecule: messenger RNA, 834 nt
Organism: Clarias gariepinus (North African catfish)
Lineage: Eukaryota; Metazoa; Chordata; Actinopteri; Siluriformes; Clariidae
Gene: immp2l
Product: inner mitochondrial membrane peptidase subunit 2
Exons: 6
Coding region: 56-622 (188 amino acids)
Biological process (GO): mitochondrial respiratory chain complex assembly
Cellular component (GO): membrane; mitochondrial inner membrane peptidase complex
Molecular function (GO): serine-type endopeptidase activity
Source: RefSeq, a predicted model, not a curated record